Canariomyces notabilis is the source of this 1020-nucleotide messenger RNA. Its product is annotated as Phosphoenolpyruvate/pyruvate domain-containing protein. The transcript has a single exon. Gene Ontology annotation, molecular function: catalytic activity. The record is from RefSeq and is a predicted model, not a curated record. The coding region runs from base 202 to 1017 and encodes 271 amino acids. NCBI's taxonomy places the organism in Eukaryota, Fungi, Ascomycota, Sordariomycetes, Sordariales, Chaetomiaceae.
CCGACAAUUAGCGCUGGCCGACGUUAUGCGACACCCAGCUCCACAAGAGCCAUAAUCUCCCCAAGAAGUACCUAUAAAGGCCCCUAGCAAGCCAUCCUGCCACGGAGAAAGAACUCACCCCCUUUCCUCGCCAAACCAAAUCACCAACAACCCCUUUGCCAUCAGAACUGAACUUACUUACCUACCACCAUGGCCUCCACCAUGGCCUCCACCGCGGCAACCAACCCCCCCUCAACCUCACCCUCCUCCCUCUCAGCCCUCGCUUCGUCCUUCAAAGCCCUGCACAUCCCCGGCAACCCCCUGCUACUUGCCAACGUCUACGACACCGUCUCAGCACGCAUCGUAGCCUCACUCCCCCAAUGCCGCGCCCUCGCAAGCGCAAGCUUUGCCAUGGCUGCCUCGCAGGGCGUUACCGACGAGCAGCUGACGCUGGACCAGAACCUGGCCGCGGUCGCGCCCAUCGCGGCCGUGGCGAGAGAGCAUGCCCUGCCGCUUACGGUGGAUAUCCAGGACGGGUACGGUGACCGGCUGGAAGAGGUUGUGAGAAGGGUGAUUACUGAGUUGGGCGCUGUCGGGGUGAAUUUGGAGGAUUCGUGGCAUGAGACGGGGGAGAUGAUGGAUGAGGAUGUGGCGGUUGAGAGGGUGAGGAGGGUGUUGGCGGUUGCACGGGGGUUAGGGGUGGAGGAUUUUGUGGUGAAUGCGAGGUCGGAUGCGUUUCUUAUGGGUGGGGAGAUGGAGGAGUCAAUUAAGAGGGGGAGGAGGUAUCUUGAUGCUGGGGCGACGACGGUGUUUGUGUUUUGGCCGAGGACGGCGGAGAUGGUGGAGGCGGAUGUGAAGAAAGUUAUUGAUGGGCUGGGGGGGAAGGUGAAUAUUGGGCUGAGGCUGGGCAAGGGGUUGACGAGUGCUGAUGUCGCGAGGUUGGGCGCUGCGAGGGUGAGCGUGGGACCGCAGUUGUACCUUGCUGCUGUUGAAGCAGUUAAGGGUGCGGCGAAACAGGUGUUUGGGGUUGUUGAGUGAUGG